Messenger RNA from Acanthoscelides obtectus, 846 nucleotides. NCBI's taxonomy places the organism in Eukaryota, Metazoa, Arthropoda, Insecta, Coleoptera, Chrysomelidae. The record is from the annotation of a GenBank genome assembly.
AUGGACGAAGACGAACUACUGUUGUUUAAAACCUCAUUAUUACAUAUAUUACUUAAGGACGGCGAGAAAAGUGAAUGGGUGAAUUCCAUUUUUCAAGAGAGAGAAGAGCAUGGCGAGUUUCACACGUUAUUUCCAAGGCUGCUGGAGCAAGAAAAUAAAUGUUUCGAAUACUUCAGUAUGCAAAUUGACACGUUCUGGUACAUACUAAAUGGAAUUAGGCCGUACAUAGAAAAACAAAGUAAUUUUAGAAAAUGUAUUUCUCCAGAAGAACGACUAUCGGCAACAUUAAGAUUUAUAUCUACGGGGAUGGCUUUUAGAUCUAUGGCUUUUUCCUAUCGGAUUGCACACAACACUAUUGCAGGAAUAAUUUAUGAGACCUGUGAUGCCAUUUGGGAGUGUUUUACUGAGAAACAUAUGCCUUUUCCUACAGCAGAUUUGCUUGAAAAGAGUGCAAAAGACUAUGAGCAGUUAUGGAACUUCCCAAACUGUGUUGCCAGUAUCGAUGGCAAACAUAUGCGCAUUAAAUGCCCGAAAAAAACUGGCUCGAAACACUUCAAUUAUAGAGGAUUCUUCUCUGUGGUCCUUCAAGCAAAAGUUGAUGCGCAAUAUGAAUUUAUAAGUGUGGAUGCGGGAGCCUAUGGUAGGCAAAGUGACAGUGGUGUGUUUUCAGAAUCUAAUCUGUUCCAACAUAUAGAAACAGGAUCUUUUCCUUUCCCACAACCAAGACAGAUAACCGGAACUACCAUGACGCUACCUUACGUCAUACUUGGUGACCAAGGAUAUCCUCUAAAAGAGUAUUUAAUGCGCCCUUAUCCAACAGGCUUCGUCGAGCCAGACGAACUGUAG